Molecule: messenger RNA, 613 nt
Organism: Spinacia oleracea (spinach)
Lineage: Eukaryota; Viridiplantae; Streptophyta; Magnoliopsida; Caryophyllales; Amaranthaceae
Exons: 3
Coding region: 11-613 (200 amino acids)
Source: RefSeq, a predicted model, not a curated record
GGGCUCGUGGAUGGGUAGUAGGUUACCUUCGUACCAGCCCCGUGGGAUACCUUUCGCUGACCUGAUGUGGGCUUUGGAGCACGGGGUAGAGGAGUCGCCUUCGAGACAGGCUCGGCUGUUCUACCUCCAUUUUAUUACUUCCACUUUUCUAUCGGGUCCGACUGACACCUUUGACUCGAGGUGGAUAGGCAUGGUGGAGGACGUGUCUACAUUGGGUGACUAUCGCUGGGGCGAUUUGGGCUAUGCGACGCUUGUCGGCCAGAUGAGUUUGUCGGUGCGCGUCUCGGACCCGAGUAUACGUCACUUUGUGAUUACAUUAGCGGGAGUGCCGCGUUUGAUCGAGCUGUGGGCCUUUGAGCACUUACCCUGGCUGGCUCCCCGAAAGGGGCAGAGGCCUUUGGAGUUCCCUGCCGGUCGCCGUUGGGGUUGGAAGAAGAAGCUGACAGUGCGUCCGCCGCCCGAUACCGUGUGGGAUCUUAUCCGGGACGGGAACCCUGAGCAUGUGGUUUGGACCCCAUGGCUCUCUUUUAGGGGUACCCAUGCUUCGGUCAGGGAGAGUUAUGCCCUGAGCCAGAUGCGGGUCUUGUUCGUUGGCCGUCGGGACCCUGUCUAG